CACACUUCGAACAAAGCCGUCUUUAAAACUUUUUAGCCGGUGUACGAUUGCCGUCUGAAAGGGGCUUGAGCUUUGCCCUGUCUGUCAGAAUAUUGUCAGUUGUCAGAUUUGAAAUUUGCAUAAUCAAUAUGUCACUAGUCACUACAUGAAAAAACUUUAUUUGAUUGUUGCCUGAAAUUGAAACAAAAUAUGAUAUUAACGGCUCUGAAUUUAUCGAAAAUAUGCAGAAUAUGUUUAGAGGAAAGAGAAAAAAUGUAUUGCAUAUAUAGCGAUAUUCCUAGUGAUAUCCCAUCUGAAAAAAAUCCUAAAAUAUUCGAAGUGCUGCUCAAGAUCUCGUCCAUAAAGGUAGAACCAUGUGACGGGUUUCCUUCAAUGAUUUGUUCCUCAUGUUUGGAAAAAACCAAUAUUUCAUACUCAUUCCAAAGGCAAUGUAAUGCCUCGCAAUGCUUGUUAGAGACAUAUACAGAGCAUAUGAGUAGCCCUAAACACAAUGUCUUUUCCCGAUAUAAGACUCUCGGCAGUACUACUGCAGGAUGUAGUAACACAGCCAGUGAAUUGAAUUUUGUAGAUAAAAAUUCCAAUUCAACUUCUACAGAAACUGCACCUGAAAGCUCGAGCACAUUGGCAGAAAAUAACGAAAUUGAGGCUCUUAAGAGCUAUCUGCCAUUUAGUGAUGACACUGUAGAUCAGUUCAUAAAAGAGAAUUUCCUUGAAAAUGUGGAUAUCACAUUGAAACUCAAAUCUUUUAAUAAAGACCUGUUCAAUAAAAAUAAGAUGGGUGAUAGUCAGACAAAAACUAAAGAAUAUGCUGAGCAAAGUGAACAGCAUAUGGGGAAGGGGGAGGAUAAUGAGCAACAGGGAAAAGAGGGUUCAGGAGAUGGAGACGAAAGUACAAUGGUGUUGCAGAGAACUAUGAGAGAUGUUCCAAAUAUGGAUUAUUACAAGAAAUAUAAUGAUAAUGACACCAGUUAUGUAUAUGAAUGCAACAUAUGCCUCAAGACUUUCCACUUUUCAAGCAAUUUACGCAUCCAUCUUAAUGAACAUAUUGAGGAUAAACCUUUCAUGUGUAGCUACUGCAAGAAAGGCUUCAAAAUAUAUAGUUCUCUCGUUCACCAUUCAAAAAGCCAUUCAGCAGAGCAUCCCUUUGAGUGCACAGAUUGUGGAAAAAAGUACAAACAAUCGCCGAAUCUUACCGCACAUUUGAGAGCCCAUACAGGUGAUAGGUGUUCCUAGGUUCAAAGCCAUAUACAUGUGCCACAUGUGGGAAAGGUUUCAAGCAACCACAAGACCUAGCGUACCAUGUAAAAAUACAUACAAAAGAAAAGAAACAUGUUUGCAAUACAUGCGGCAAGACCAUGUCAAUGUACUGCCACUUGGUGCAGCAUAUGAGAUGCCAUGUUGGGGAUAAGGUAUUUAAGUGUGUUGAUUGUGAAAAAGAUUUCUCUACUAUCCCGCUAACGAGUAAAGCCACCGCAACCAGUGGUGACGUGAAACCAUUUAAAUGCGACCAGUGCGGCAAAUCGUUCAACAGAAGCAGUAGUCUCAGGGUGCAUUCGAAAACGCACUCUGACGAACGUAAACAUACCUGUCGUAAGUGCGGCAAAGGUUUCACGUGGAUGCACUCCCUGAGAGCCCAUCUCGUCGUGCACGAAAAAGAAGAGUUGAAGGAGGUGAAUAAGGAGUCAGAAUUAGUCCCUCCACCACCUCUAUUCGAGGACACCCAAUCAGUUCCUGAACCAUCUCAGAGCACGUCAGAGCCUGACUCUUCCGACAUGGAAAUGAGUGCUAAAGAGCUGGAAACAGAGUCUCUGACGAUUUACUCCGCAAGCGACCCUGACGACUUCCAAAUCUACUCUGUGGCCUCCAGCGAAGAAAAAAUGGAUACAUUGACUCUGUUUCCUGCAGAGCCUAGUGCUGAAGAGGAACUGGCGAAUCUCAAAAAGGUGCUGCAGAUGUCGAGAGAUAUGGAUAGACCUUAAGGUUUUUGUUUUAAUCAAGACAUUCUUUAAACCCACUUUCUUCGAUAAUGUUAGCAGAUUUACAUGGUAAAGUAGUUUUCCAAAGUACCUGAGAGAUCAUACGGUUGAUGCUGUAAAAUCUUUAGCUUUUCUUUAAUCUGUAGACCUACAAAACAUGUAAACUUUUUUGUAGUGCUCUUUCUUUUGGAGUACAUUUUUGUGACCUGUUUGAUAGCUUAGAGGACAGAUGACAAUGGCAUGAGAUUACUCGUUAGCCAAAGUUGUUCACCCUCCAAGGACUCCUAAAUAUUCAUAUUGAUCCAAUCUAUUACAUUUUAAUUUUCCAAUCGGAAUGCUAUUUUGUUCUCUCGGAAAAUGAUGUACGUUCUAUAGAAAGAUUUAUGAGUACCUAAUUUGUGAUAUCUGGCUCUGCACCAGAACUGCACUUUUAGCAGAUCAGUAGAUAGUACAGAAUGAGAAUUAUUAGCUUAGUAUGCACUAGAAAACUUCUAUGUAGUUCUCCGAGAUUUUUCAUUAGCUGUACUGAAUAUUGAGGCAAUCGGUCUUUUAAGACGCACAAAAACUAGGAACUGAUUGAAAAACUGUUUGCAUCAAAUUGUAGUCUUAGAUAUAUUACAUUUAGGCUGUGCCUUUUUCGAUAUAUUUUGAAGAAAAGCGUAUUUUCGAAGGACUAUGAGUAAAUAAUAUAUGAAACUAUUAUUCUUUCUUAAAAUAAUAGAACAUAUUGUUUUGUAGUUUCUCAACAAAAACAAACUCGGUAAAAGCACAUGUGUUGUUCAACAGAUUACUAGACACUACGUAGAAGACGGCUAGAUAGACCACGGUCAGAACUACCUAUUGCAAUUCAUUGGUCCAGAUUUCAGGACAUUUAUCGUACGAUCAAAUCAAGAUUCAUCAAGGAUGAUUCAAAGAUACAAGAAGUAGUGAGGUGAAAGUAAUUCAUAAAUACAAGAGUCAUAAAAGUAGCAGCCAAGCAUGUAGUCUAAUAAUAGAACUGUCUAAUAAUGAAAAUUAAUAUUUGCUGGAUAAGAAAUAGUCAGUAUUUAUUUGGGAUUGAAGAUAGAUUUUACAAUUUUUUUAGUGUUGUAUUCGAUGUUACAAAUGUCGUUGACUUGCUGAGAUGUGCAAUUAUGUUGUAGUAUGUCUAUACUGCAGCCAAAUCUCAUGAAGUAAGCAUAUAAGGCUGAAAAGUAUACCUGCAGUAAUUAUAAUAUGCAUACGAAGUAUCGAAAAUCCCAAAUAUUUUAUAUAACAAUGUGUAUUUGACAAAAACUACCCCAGCUAUUCAGAUCAUAUCCAAACAGUCAAAGAAUGAACCUUUUAUAAAUAAUAGCAAUUAGAUGAAAAUAAUAGUUGUAAAAGGAAUGCUACAUAUACUUCCACAGCUCGAGUUUCAAACCAAGACAUUAGAAGAAUCUAAUUUUGACGAAAGAUUAAGGAAUUAAAGACUAUAUUUUUGUUAUGAUCAUCUUAAUGUAAUACUGAAGGUUACAGAUGAAUAAAUAUCCACUCUUUUCUAUUCUAUUUGACACUAUUUUUGCUAUCAAAAUCUUGUUAAUUGAUGAUUCAAAAAUAUCUUGUUAGAUUUAUCUCUUAAAGUUACUUUCAAGUAAUUCUUAGCAUUUUUGAUUAUAGGUUAUAUUAUUUGUUGAAACAUAAGAUUUACGUUUGCUUAUUCGAAGGGAGUGACUUAUGACUCGUAAGUGAUAAAUAAUUAUGCAUCUUAUACUGCACGUUAGUUAUAAACACGUUCUAUGAACAGCAGUAUUAUUGGAUAGUAUAGUAUAGUUGUGUGUUAACAUAAUUUGUGUCAUAGCUGUAGCAGUAGUAUAUCCGACGUACUAUACUUAAGAUGAAGGUUUUUUGGCAAGACUUGUUAUUUUAUUCUGUAAGCUAUAGAAAACCAACUGAUACGAAUUCUCAUGAUAUCGAUAGGAUUUUCUUUGAUAUGCAUUUUGUAACAUUAUUAAAUAGAAUAUCCCCCAUAUUCAUGUGAUAUAUCGUUUUCUUGC
Acanthoscelides obtectus is the source of this 3991-nucleotide messenger RNA. The record is from the annotation of a GenBank genome assembly. Lineage: Eukaryota; Metazoa; Arthropoda; Insecta; Coleoptera; Chrysomelidae.